Molecule: messenger RNA, 10694 nt
Organism: Mercenaria mercenaria
Lineage: Eukaryota; Metazoa; Mollusca; Bivalvia; Venerida; Veneridae
Product: F-box/WD repeat-containing protein 5-like
Exons: 8
Coding region: 176-2275 (699 amino acids)
Biological process (GO): protein ubiquitination
Cellular component (GO): Cul4-RING E3 ubiquitin ligase complex; SCF ubiquitin ligase complex
Molecular function (GO): protein binding
Source: RefSeq, a predicted model, not a curated record
AAAAGUCUAAUAUUGCAAAAAUUACACACUUCCACUUUUCUGGCCCAAAACGACAGUAAAUAAUUCAGGAAGGCGCUUUCGUGUAAUAUAUAAAUAAUCGCAUAAUAUAAAUAAAUGCCAAAGUACUUCUGUCAGUUCCAGUUGGUUUGAUCAAUGUAUGGAUUAGCACUGUGAAAUGGAAUCAGCAUGGCAGAGUUUUAUUCCUGACAGUUUAUUAUUGGACAUUUUCUCAUACCUUGACAUAAAAGGAUUAGGUUGUGCUGCACAAGUGUGUACAACAUGGAGGAGAGUUGUUGCUGAUGAGUUUCUAUGGCAGAAUAUAGGCAAGAAGCUCUGGAAUAUAAAAGGAGGGCUGGCACCAGGGAAGUUGUCAUGGUAUGAGGAAGUGAAGCGACUGACCUACCAUGUACCUACUGUAUGCUAUGAGACUAUAGAGAAACACACAGAUGAAGUGCUUGAUGUGUCAAUAUCUCAUAGUGGGGAGUAUUUCUGUACCUGCUCCAAGGAUGCACUUGUUAUUAUGUGGAAAUUAGGAACACAGACAUCACUUGUAAAGUCAUUCGAUGCUGGAUUGUUCCUGAGAUGGCAGCUGUCUCAGUACUCCACCUUCUGUCCUGAUGAUUCACUUAUACUUGUGUGUGGUGUGAAGAGUUACGAUGACAUUCAGGUCGAUAUGGAUACAGAAUACAGGGCAGGAGUGGGAGCAGUAUUCACUGUACCAGAUUUAGAGGUUGUGUCUGUAGUUGAAAUGGACCCACCCACCAUGUUUGGUGCCUGGCUCAAUGAGAGAGUAUUUCUGGGAGGCUGGCCUGGUUCCAGGUCUAACACAGUGGAUAUUCAAGCAUUUAAGGUAUCAGACGAUAAAGUCUCACAUCCAUUCAUUGCGCCCGAUAACUCAGAUGUAAUUUUUACGACAGAAAACAAGACUUUUGCGGAACUUGCUUACAGCAAAAAUGGUUUCAGGCUUUUUACUUUCCAAGGAAACAGAUACCAUUUGAUGAACUUACUUGUUGCAAAUGUACCAGUGUCAGAUAUAUGUACAUCUACAUCAUGUGACAUGUCCAGGUCAUGUGAUGUGCCGAUGUCAUGUGACAGUGGUUCAGAGAGACUAAGACGGAAAAGAACUCCACAGUAUGAUGAAUGCUUUGAGGUUCCAGAAGCUAGAAAGGUUAAGGUCAAAGAUUCUAAAUAUAGAACAGAUUUUUCAGAAGGGGCUUGCGAUAGGCCAUGUAAUAUUCAUGCUGUAGAAAAUAGUUCCUGUGAAGUAUGUGAUACACAUAACUCAAAAAAUAGUUCUAGCGGAUAUGAAACAUGUAAAUUUUGUGGAAGUUUCAGAGAAAGUAGUUCCAGUACACAUUUCACAUCAGACAUUGAUCUAGAAAAAGAAAGCAUGGAUAGUUCAACGUUACCACAGAAAGAGGCUGACAACCCUUAUAAAAGUGUAAGCAUUUAUGAAAGAACAGAACCCCGGUGCCAAAAUAUAAAACAAUAUGUAUCAUUUGUAACUAAAAAUCAUGAUGUCAUAGCAGUGCAUGAAGUUACUGCAGAAAAAUUGAGAAAGGUUUUAGAGGAAAAACCUGAUAAUGAUAGCCUGGAAGAUAGCCUGGAAGAUCCUGAUCGAUGGCCCUGUAUAGACAAAAUAGAUCACAGUUUUUAUUUGAAGGACUGUUACAUUACAGGACUAUGUCUGUCACAUGAUCACAGGUACUUGUACUUUAACUUCCGGGAAAUGGACAAGUCGGCACCAGAAAACAAGGUAGACGACCCUGAUGAUGAACUACCUGUAUCAGAAAAGGUGUUCUGCAAGGAGCUAAAAAUAGGCUGUAUUGACCUUGUUGGUAUGGAAAGGGUCAAGGACAUUGAGUUUACUGGUCAUUUGGGUUUUUCUACAUUUCCUGCCUGGUACAUAUGUCUUGAUGCUUGUCCAGAUUAUAUUGGGAGUGGUAGUGAAGAUAUGAGGGGAUAUCUUUGGGACAGACAUUAUCGUGUUUGUAUUGGCAGACUGUUCCACUCGACCCUCGAUACUGGAGAUAACACGUUGCUUGUGAUGUCCAUGCACGAGAACAGUGUGGUGAAUGGUCUAGCUUUUUCGCCAGUAGAUCAGGAGACGUGUAUAACUGUCUGUGAUGAUAGACUUAUAAAAAUUUGGAGAUCAAAGCAUCAAGCGAAAUCUUUGUUAAAGGCUUCAUCAAAAUCUAGAACUUACAAUAGUAUGAAGGAAAAAUUGAAUAAACUGAAAACUGCUUUUGAGGCCAGCCUUGAUGGUCAUACCUAAUAGAGAGUAAAGAAAUAGUAAAUUUGCUGCUAUAUUUUAUCAGGCAAUAAUAAUCAGGAGUUUUGGUUUAUGAUGAUUAAAUCACAAGUGAGAUUUAAUAAUUUUCAUCGGAACAACUUACUGCCUAUAUAUAAUUCACUGAUAAAAUCUAGGAACACAGUUUAUCAAUUCUAACUUGGCAAAAGUUUUUAACUAGUUGUUGACCUAUAUUUUAGCAUUCAGUCCUUUGGCUGUUACAACUCACACUCGGUAACGGAAUUUUGAGAUGUACAUUGUAUUUUAAACUAGCAAUCUAGCAACUGUCAAUAGAGUUCUCAUAUAUAAAAAAAUUGUAGCAGUUUUCUUCUUUGACCCAAUGUUAUGAUGAUAUUUACUUGUGAUUGAUGUCACAUCAUUAUGUUUUAUCAUGUAUUUUUAUAACAUCAGUGCUGAAUCAUAUUUGCAUCGACGUAUCCGAAGUUCGACGUAACGUACAUACAACUUUUUAAUUUUUCAAAAAAUACGUGUAGACAUUCGCAUUUUUAUUCCUUCCCUUAGAACAAGUCUGAAUGUAGCGGUAAUGUUCCUAGAUGAGUAGUUAUUUUGACUGUGCUUCGAUAACGAAAAUUUGCCAGUUAAAUACGCAUAUUAUUACUCAACCCUAAAUAGCAGAUUUUUACUCCGUCAGACAGAAAAAAUAUUUCAUCCAAAUUAGUUGUUAUAUUGGAAGGCUUGCCCGCUUGCACGCUGUUUUAUAACACUAAUUAUUGGGAAUUAAAUGCAAACUUCCUGACAUUUAAAUUGGAUUUAAAGAUUAAAUAACAAACACACAAACUAACUUGAUUAUGAUUAAUACAUCGCCGGACAACAAUAGGUUGAUUUUCACACCUUACACAUAACAUGGAUAUUUUUUGACAAGCUGUGAUAUCGACGAAAGCAGGUGUAAAAGCAGUACAGGUAAGUUGACGGGACUGAAAAAUCUCAUCGAGCUAAACAAAAUAUCGAGCUAAUCAUAUCGAGGUAAUGAUAAAUAAUUACAUUUAAAUAUAUAGAGAAAAAUCGGGACCGACUAAAACACAUCGUGCUAACCGGAGUAUCGAGCUAACCGUUAUUGAGGUAAUGAUAUUCAACUGUAUAUACUUCAAAUGCAGAAAAUCCAUGUCAAAUAUAUUUACAUUUACCAAAUAUAUAAAUUAAUUGUGUAUUAAUAAUUAUUAUCAUGCAGUAAUAGCCCGCCGUUCGGCCAUUCAUCUGGUGCUCUUACGUCCACACUUUUCUUCAAACAAAAUCUCCUCUGAAACUGUGUGGUGUUCAAAACGUUCCGCUUGGUAGCACAUAGGGGCUGCUAAGUUGAAAAGUAGAAAAUCUUUUAACAACAUCUCCUGAACAGGUAAUCUGAUUUUGAAAUAUUUUCACACAAAUGGUCCUUGUGUGAGCUUCUUCCAAGAUUGUUCAAAUUAUUCUGAUUCGUCAAAAAACAUGGGUGCCAGGGGGCGUGGUCACUUUUCCCUAUAUAAUAUGUUUAUAGUGGAAACUUUAAAAAUCUUCUGUAUGAAACUGCUGGCAUGAUUUUAAAAUAAUUUCGCACAAAUGGUCUUUACAUGACCAUCUGCCAAGAGUGUUCAAAUUAUUCCUGCUUUUAUCAUCGCAAUGAUAUCAUGUUGACAUCACGUCGAAGUGAUAUUUAGCGCCAUUUAGGCAUCAAGAAAUAGCACUUUAAAAUUUGAUGAAAUAUUUUACUUAAAAACAUGUUUAAAAUGAAUUGGCAUGUAGCAUUACUAUCUUGAUUAAUUUACACACACACAGAGUUAGUUAUUAGCUGAGCAGAAUAAUUCGCCAUCAUUUGCGCCCUAAUGGAGCUAUUCCGCAAGACAUAUCACCAUUUCUGGUAUAAACAAAGGAGCGUGAGAGCCUACCAUUUGGUGCCAUUUAUGCACUAAUAAACUGUUCUAUCAUAUUUUAUCUAAACUUUAUGAUAAAAGAUAUAUAAGAAUUGAAAUAAUUUAUAGCAAAUCCGUGAUCGAACACUAUUAAAUUUUAUACACUUGAGCAGAUAUGCUUCGUAUGAAAUUAUUUCAUGAGGGCUGUGCCGUCGUGAAAUUAUUAUGCCCAAUGAAUAACAGGCCAUCAUGUAUAAAUAGUGUUAAAACACGGUUUUUUGUUAUAUAUUAUUUCUUAAAUUACUGUAAUGGAUUACAAUUAAAGUCGAAUUUAUAAAAGUGUACAAAACCAAAACAAAAUUUUAGGAAAGGAGAUAGAAGUUUCAAAAGUAUCAGGUUCAGUCCUUAAACUGGUUUUAUUGCAUUGAAGAACAAUUAGUUUGUUUAAUAUUUUUUGAUGAUAAAUAGGGAAAUGCAAAAAGACUAGGAUAGUGUUUUUCUAUUUUGUUAAAGUCUUAUUAUUUUAGAUCAAUUAAACUGGCUUAUACUAUAUUGUUUCAUUUAACAAAUAAUCAAGGCCUUCGCGUUGUUUAUCGUCUAAUUUACCACGGUUCAGAGUUCAGAUGCGUAGGAAUUGAACCACGAGGGCAUUAGCCCGAGUGGUUAAAUACUGAAGCAUCUGAACGAUGAACCGUGGUAAAUUAGAAGAUAAAUCACAAGAAGGCCUUGAUUGUUUUCAUUCUGACAUGCACGUUGAUAUAUUUCAAUAAAUAUUAUGCUGGAAUUUAUUUACGCGAGGAGUAAUGUAUCGGACGUCAGGCGGCUACAUGACGUCAAAAUUGACGUCAUAAUGCUCUCUUAUUGGUCCGUGCGUCAACCGAUGUUUAUCGCAGGAUAUACUGCGUUUGAUUUUCCUCUUUGUUUAACUGGAAAUCAAUUUGAGCCAUGUUAGAAUGAUAUUUUUAUCAGUUCCCAACACUAAAUUUGUAUUAAAUUCCUCCUUUUUUCCUUUCGUUACAUUUUCUGACGUUUAGACCAUGAUAUAACUUUAAUGACAUCAGAAAGAGUGACUGAGAGUACUUUAAUUUCAGCAAAACAUUUAGAUGGUUCUUAAUGCACCACAGUUGAAGAUUUAGUUCAGACCCUAUGUUUUGUUUACUGGAGAUAACUCCUGAGCCUAUUCAAAUUUUGUAUAAUUAUGUCCCUUUUCUUCUCAAAACAGAGCCAAGAAAGAUUGGUUUGAAUAUAUAAGAGCAAUGAUAAAAGUAAUAACAAAAGAGAUUUUCUAGUCAGUAGCCAGGCUAUUGAAGAUUUGUUGGAAAGUUUCUUAAAAUUUUACUUAUAUAUUAAACAUGAUUUAUGAUUGUUUAGUGUGAACUUAUGUUAAUUAUUACCAGUGUACAUUGAUUAUCUUAGAUUUCAAACACAUACUUCAAUAUAUUGACAGUUUUCUGAAUCUUUGCUUAAAAUCAACUCUCAGUUGGAUUCAGACUAGUGCCCACUGUACUCCACAGGUCCUAGAUUUGUUAACUUAUAUUAUACAGGUAUUUAGAGGCUAUCAAAAUGGAUUAUAAACCAAAACUAAAAUAAUGGUCUGUGAUAAAUAAUGAAGAAAUUUUACACCUUGAAUACUUGCAUAUAAAUGUAGAAUUGUUAUUGAUGUUAGAUAUUGUUGCUGCUGUUUGUUAUUGUUUUGAAUGUACAGUUGUUGUUGCCUUUGCAGGUUUGAAUAUUUUAAUAAGUCAAAGUCAAGUCAAGUUUUUUUGCAAAUCGGCUGUUAUCUGCCUUUGGCAAUAUACAAUUAUGAAUAUGGCAAACAUACAAUUUGUACAUUAUAAAAUAGUUCUAGAGUAUUAACAAGGAAAUUUCAUAUGUUACAUCAUGGAGUUCACAUAUCAAGUGUUUUGUAACAACUCUGCUCUACGGCAAAAAGCAAAUUUCAAGAAUUUACAUAGAUUAUAUACUUGCUUUUUCUUAGAAUUUAACAUAACUCGAAUAAAUUUGUAUAUUUUAAUAUUGAACAAAUUAUGUCGAGUUAACAAAAGUGUCCCUCUCUGAUGGACUUGGAGAAGUUAUCAGUUAACACUACCCACUAAAGGUACCACCUAUAACCUUUAAUACUGUGACCUUUUUAGCUCGACUAUACAAAGUAUAUUGAGAGCUAUCCUACUCACCCCGGCGUCGGCGUCUUUCCGCGUCCCCACCUUGGUUAAAGUUUUUUUAAACUUUCUUUUUUUUCUCUCCUUAUCUCUGUAAUUACUUGAUGGAUUUGCUUUAAACUUAAAAUAGGUAUUCCUCAUCAUCACCUACAUCAUAUGGCACAAGGGCCAUAACUCUCACACCAAUAUUUCAUGAAUUAUCCCCCCUUUUUACUUAGAAUUUCAGGUUAAAGUUUUUGAUGCACAUUCACUCUAUCUCAGUUAUUCCUAAAUAGAUUUAAUUCAAACUGAAAGUAGUUGUUCCACAUCAUCUCCCACAUCAUAUGACACAAGGCCCAUAACUCUGUUACCAAUAUUUAAUGAAUUAUUACCCCUUUUAAGCAAACAAUCUUUUUACUCAGAAAAUAUUGAAAACAGUAAGAAAAAUCCUAAAAAACUUUGGAGACAUCUCAAUCAAUUGUCAGGUAAAGGCAAAAAAUAUCAGACUAAUUACAUCAAUGAUGAUGAAGGUAACCCGAUACUUGAUCCUAGAACAACUGCUGAAACAUUCAAUACAUUCUUCACAAAUGUAUUCAAUACAGUACAAAAUCCUCCAGAACACCUCACACCUGAAAAUAAGGAACUAAUUGAGGACUUUGUUAAAACCAGUAUGGGAAAUACAUCAUUUGAGAUACCCCCAGUCACUGAAGAAUUCAUAAUAAAGGAAUUAAAAUGUCUAGACGAAACAAAGGCAACAGGUCUAGAUGAGCUUGGCUCAAAAAUACUAAAAUUAAGUUGUGACAUAAUCUCAAAACCCUUAACAAAUAUAUUCGAUCUGAGUAUUUCACAAAACAAAUUCAUAGACAAAUUCAAAACUGCUAAAAUAACACCUAUUUUCAAGAAAAACUCUAAAUCAGACAAGAGUAAUUACAGGCCAGUAUCAAUUCUUCCUAUACUAUCUAAACUAAUAGAAAGAGAUGUCUCAAACCACAUGAAACUUUUCCUAGAAAAAAAUACACUUAUUCACUCACACCAAUCAGGAUUCAGAUCACAACAUUCUUGCGAAACUGCACUCACUAGCAUCAUUGAUGAAUGGAUAAAUGCAAUUAAUGAUAACUCUGUUGUUGGAACAAUAUUCUUAGACCUGACAAAAGCAUUCGAUUUAGUGAACCACUCCCUUCUUACUGAAAAGUUAAAACUAUAUAAUUUCUGUGAAUCAAGCAUUAGGUGGCUCCAAUCAUACCUUGAGAACCGCACUCAAAGAGUUAGUAUCUCUGAACAACUUUCCUUUGCACAAGACAUAUCCGCAGGGGUACCUCAAGGCUCUGAAUUGGGCCCUGUGCUGUUUAUCAUAUAUAUCAAUGAUCUUCCUCUAAAUAUAACAAACUCAUCGCUCGACAUGUUUGCAGAUGAUGCUACAAUGUCUGCUUAUGGUAAAACUGUAUCACAAGUACAUACUACACUACAGACAAAUAUUCAAACCGUUGAUGAGUGGUGCAGAAACAAUUCAAUGAUUCCUAACACAUCAAAGACUAAAGCCAUGUACAUCACAGCAUCUUAUAACAAUCAACAUCUGAAUGAUCACAAAGAAUCAAGAACAAUUCAAAUGCAAGGCCAGAAUCUAUCAUACUCAACUUCAGAGAAACUGCUUGGUGUACAUGUGGAUGAACACCUUAACUGGAGGCACCAAGUAGAUCAGACUUUAAAAAAAUGCAACACAAAUCUCUAUCUGUUACUAAGAAUAAAACAUUUUUUGAGUUUAAAUUCACGAAAGCUAUUUUUCAACUCUUACAUCUUGCCACAUCUUGAUUACUGCUGCACAAUAUGGGGAAAUUGCAACGAAGAGCAAUUAGAUACAUUGCUAAAAUUUCAGAAACGGGCAGCAAGAAUAAUUUUAGACCAAGACUAUACUGCCCCAUCCUCUGUUUAAACAACUUAAGUGGAUGAAGUUCCCAGACAGAAUAAAAUACAAAAAAGCUAUCAUGGUCUACAAAGCUUUAAACAAUCAGUAUCCAGAAUAUCUUAAAUCUAGAUUCAAACACAAAAAUUCAUCAAUUUAUGCUCUUAGAUCAAAUGAUAAUAAUGAACUUCUUUUACCAAAACCUAAAAAAGGAAUUUUUUCGAAAAUCGUUAUAUAACUCAGGGUCUGUCAUUUGGAAUGAUAUCACUAAUCAUAUAAGAUCAGCUGACACCUUGGAAAAAUUCAAACAAGAGUAUCUCAAAUGGCAUUUUAGUAAUGAAUAAAACUAUGUAUCCUAGAAAAACUCUAUGUACAUAAUUCUUAGCACUCUACAGCAGAUGAAAUAUCAUAUCUUCAUCUGUUCAGACAUUUAAGUUUGUAUACUUUGUUUUUAUUCAUAUUUAUAUGUACUUGUGUUUACUUAUUUCAAUUUUCUACUUUUCAGCAUUUUUUUGUCAAAAGACAUAAUUGUAAUUAAUGACUUAAGUUGAUAAUAUUUAUUUUAUAUUUUGUAUAUACAAGUAUGUUGUGGACCAUAUUGUAAAUUGGUAAAUAUGCCAAAUGUGUAAUCCACAGAAAAUAAAGUCUUUACUUACUUACUUACUUACUUACUUUACUUAGAAUUUCAGGUUAAAGUUUUGUUGCACUUUCACUAUAUCUGUUGUUACUAAAUGGAUUUUAUUCAAACUUAAAAUAGUUGUUCAACAUCAUCACUCACAUCAUAUGACACAAGGACCAUAACUCUUGCACCAAUAUUUCAUAAAUUAUCCCCCCUUUUUACUUUGAAUUUCAGGUUAAAGUUUUGAUACACUUUCACUCUAUCUCAGUUAUUACUAAAUGGAUUUCAUUCAAACUUGAAAUAGUUGUUCCACCUUAUCACCCACAUGAUAUGACACAAGGUAUAUAACUCUGGCGCCAAUUUUUUAUGAAUUAUGCCCCCUUUUACCUAGAAUUUACGGUUAAUUUUGAUGCAUUUUCACUAUAUCUCAGUUAUUACGAAAUGGAUUUGAUUCAGACUUGAAGUAUUGUUCCACAUCAUCACCCACAUCAUAAGACACAAGGUGCAUAACUGUUGCACCAAUAUUUUAUGAAUUAUGUCCCCUUUUUGCUUAGAAUUAUACUUGUAUAGUGUUUUGAUACACUUUAUCUUUACCUCUCUUAUUACUUAAUAUUUUUGACACAGACUUAAGCUAUUGUGCAAUAUCUUCAUCCACCAUUGGAGUCAUUAAACACUCCAGUAACAGCUCCAGUUUCCUCAGAUGUGCCCAGUUUCACCAUCCAGCAUCGAAAUAGUCUAGCGCGCUGUCUCCUGUGACAGCUCUUGUGUAUCUAUGACUAAGUAAAUAUAAAUGUAUUUUAAGUUUUAGUUUUUGUUCGUAUUAUACAAUUAUUGCCUUUUGGUGAGGUCGAUAUGUGGAUUUAUCGACCUGAUAAAAGCAAUAUCGACAGAGGGCGCAGCCCGAGGUUGAUAUCGCUUUUAUCAGGUCGAUAAAUCCACCUAUCGACUGAACCUAAAAGGCAACUAUUGUUUUAUUAUUAAAUCCAGCCUACUUAUAAGUAUAAAAAUUAAAUACAAAUAUCUGUAGCCUUUGGUCAUUUUUUGUAGUAAAUUGUGUGCGACAUCGCAUUGUUUUGAUGUCAAACCAUGAUGACGUCACAGCUGGAGGCCAGUACAUGUUUUUGGCUCUGCCUUUGAGUCAGUACGACUUUUUAUCAUUGAUCAUGUGACUACAUCUAGACCAAUGGAAAGGACAAUAAAUGUAGAUUGAAUAAUAAAAAGAAUUAAGUGAAUUAAAUUAUACAAACUUCAGAUAAGAGUUUCAUUUAACAUCUGCAGGAAAAUCUAAGAAUAAAUGACAUGUAAAAGUAGUAAAGGUUUCUGAAUUAAUGUAUUAACAAAAGCCCCCACCUGGAACAGUUGGAACAAUUUAUUUCCAGUUGAGCCCACAACAAAUUGUCAUAUUUACCUAUCCAGCAUUCAGUCUUAGGCCAGUACUGCUUGAGUAAGUACCAACUUGAGUAAUCACCAUGCACUAAAUUCUUUGGGAUCUCCUUGGCCAGAUGGUUAAGGCUGCUGGCUUUGAAUCACAUGCCUGUCUCUGAUGUGGGCUCGAAACCUCCCUCAGGGUGUAGAAUUCAUUAUGUGAGGAAGUCCUCCAGCUGGCUUAUGGAAGGUCUUUGGUUCUAGCCAAAAUAAUGAAAUGAUGCCCAGAGUGGCACUACUGACGUGCACCACUGACUCCCUUAUAAAGUUGUUACCAUGAUAAUGGAUAAGUAGGCUAAGUGUAUAUCAAAAUUUUCAAAAAGUUUCACAGAUUGUGUUUAUUGAAAACUAAUAAUGUUAUACCUUGGAUAAGUAGCCUUUAAUAUGUUUAUACAAUAAAUCCAUUUUAUAGACAUGAUGUUUUAAAAGCUUUUGUAUACAGUAUACAUGUUUGCCAAAUAAAAUUUAAGAACCUGCA